UCCUACACCACAGCAGCGCAUCCAAGAGGGAGGCGCACGCGGACCCACUGGCAGAGGUUUUGCAACUGGGUGUGUAAAGCCUCUUGCGGAGGGUUGAGUGGCAUCCUCCUGUUUGGGCAUGGCGCUGUGCAGGGAGCCGUGAACACUCCUAGGUGUUCCAGAGACAGGCAGAAGGCUGGGGAGCCGGUGCCAGAGAUGGAUCCAGCCAGGCAGUGAAGCCAGCCGGAGGGUCGCCGGACCAGGACCCUGCUCAUGGAUUUGGAGGACCUUCUGCACCUGAUCCUGAGUCAGAGGCCCCUUUCCAACCUUUGAGACUGCCACCUGGUAGAGUUGAACAGGCCCGGGCAGUGGCUGUCUGAACCACCCGUGGGUGCCCGGGCCAACCCAGUAGAGACGGCCACAUUCCAGGCUCUGGGCUGGCAGGGAAGCUGACAGUGAGUUCCCACAGGGAUUGGCAGGCCAGGCUGAGGCAAGCAGGCUCUGAACGGUGGUCCCUCCUCUCUGUGGGAGGCCGGAGGCUGAGGCAAUGGAAGAGCAGGUGUUCAAGGGGGACCCAGACACCCCUCAUUCCAUCUCCUUCUCGGGCAGUGGAUUCCUCUCCUACUACCAGGCUGGGGUUGUGGAUGCCCUUCGGGAUCUGGCGCCUCGGAUGCUGGACACAGCCCAUCGCUUCGCAGGAACGUCGGCGGGUGCUGUGAUAGCAGCCCUGGUCAUCUGCGGGAUCGAGAUGGAAGUGUACCUCAGGUUCCUCAACAAGGGUCUGGCCGAGGUGAAGAGGUUCUUCCUGGGGCCUCUGUCCCCAUCCUGCAAGAUGGUGCAGAUGAUGCGGCAGUUCCUGUACCAGGUCCUGCCCGAGGACUCCUACAAGUUCGCCUCCGGGAAGCUCCACGUGGGCCUCACCCGCUUCACGGACGGGGAGAGUGUGGUGGUCUCCGAGUACACGUCCAAGGAGGAGCUCAUCGAGGCCCUGUACUGCAGCUGCUUCGUCCCCGUGUACUGCGGCUUCAUCCCCCCGACCUACCGCGGCGUGAGGUACAUCGACGGGGGCUUCACGGGCAUGCAGCCCUGCUCCUUCUGGACCGACUCCAUCACCAUCUCCACCUUCAGCGGGCAGCAGGACAUCUGUCCCCGGGACUGCCCGGCCAUCUUCCACGACUUCCGCAUGUUCAACUGCUCCUUCCAGUUCUCCCUGGAGAACAUCACCCGCAUGACCCACGCGCUCUUCCCCCCGGACCUGGUGAUCCUGCAGGAUUACUACUACCGAGGCUACGAGGACACAGUGAUGUAUUUGAGGAGGCUGAAUGCUGCCUACCUGGAUUCCCCGUCCAGGACAGUGUUGUUCCCCCGCGUGGAAGUGUACUGCCAGAUAGAACUCGCCCUUGGCAAUGAGUGCCCUGAGCGCAGCCAGCCGAGCCCCCCAACCCGGCGGGAGGAACCCUCAGAGCUUCGUCCCCAGGGGGCCGGCAGGGAUGGCCACCCGCCUGCACCCCAACCCGUGAAGACUCCUCAGUCCACGUGCGAGUGCCCUGUGCAGUCACCUGCUUCUCCACCUGUCCCUACGUCCAAACCUCCACCUGCACCACCAAAGACCUCAUCACUGCCACUGUCUCCAGGUGAUUUGCCACCUGUGCCACCAACCUCAGGCUCAGCUGGGCACUUAUCACCCAGCCCAGUACCUGGCCCGCCACUGCCUUUUGUACCACCUGAGCUGUCACCUGUGUCAUCUGGGCAGCAGAUACACCCAUCGGGACUGCCACUCAGCUCACCACCCUCCCAGGCACACACAUCACCCAGGCCACCCCUGGGGCCGUCAGCUGCGGGGACAUCACAACCAUCGCCUGGAGGCUCUCCUUUAGCGUGGCCUGCACAACCACCUGUGGAGGAACUGGGCCCAGAACAGCCCCAAGUGGUUGCUCCCCUCGCCUCUGCAAAUCCCCAAAGUGCGGUACCUCGCGUCCUCGUCCCCGGGAAGGAAACCACCAGCCGGCCUCACGGGACGGAGAGCGCGGCUGAGGAUGCAAACUGGGUGAACAAGGUAUUCAAGAAGAACAAACCAAAACCAAGCAGCACCCGAAAAGGCUUUCCAAGGCAACCGCGGGCCAAAAAACCAGGCAGCAAAGUGCAGUCUACACCCUGCUCCCUGGACUUCCCUCUGCUCUCCACGUCCGACAUAGUUUGGGUCACCUACAGGCCUCAUCCCAGCCGGAUCCAGGAACACAGCCGCCCUGAGGUGUGACAUCCCUCUGGGUGUCCCCCAAGGCCAGACCCUACCUGUCCUCUCCCAUGUUGCUCCACUGACCCCUGAUCCUGUCGAUCCAACUUCAUUUCUGCCCCCACCUUCCUCUUCCUGGUCAUGGUCAAGGACAACGUAGUCUAUACAGCACCUCGGAAACUUGACACCCCUUUCUGGAGAGCCUGACUGUCAGCCGAUGGACUGUUGCUAUAUUGAAUUUUGUUAAAACAAGAUCUUGACUGUCAACUGCUAGAAAACUGUACCAAUACCAAGGACAUUUCUAUGCCUAUGAAUUGCCUACCUCCUUGAUUCGGCACCAUACCCUUGCACAGUGUACCACCCGCACAACCGUAUUCAGCUAUCUGGAGGCCGUUCCACCCCCACCUCUUCCUGAAACACCAAGGACCACUCGAACUUUUAGACACUGAAUAAUGUUUCAGACACCCUUUCAUCACCUCCCAGGAGAGCCGCAAAGGACCCUUGAAUAACAAAGUGAAGCUUCCCAUAACAUAAAUCCACAUUUAUUUAGCAUAAAUAACUUAGCAUAGAUCCACAUUUCCAGUUUCCUUCCACGAGGUUGGCCACCACGGGGCCUGGCCACUAGUCAGGGCUGCCCCAGGGGAAUGAAUCAGGAAGCCAUGUCCUUGGUGGAACCCGGGCGAGGGAAGCCCUCCCUUGGUGGUGGAGGGGGGUGCCCAGAAGUAAUGGAUCCCCUCCUUUCCCUGGGAAGCCGUGAACCCCGAGAGGAAACGGGAGCUGGAGUGGGAGAGGAAUGCAAAACCCAGGGACCACCGCCCGGGCCAGGAGCCCAGGAGCCCAGGGAGGGAGGGUGCAGAUGUGAACUGAGAUGGGGGCUGUGGUGGGGGGCCAUUGCAGGGACCAGAUGCCCAAUGGAGAAGCCCGAGGAGAGCCCGGGUCCUGGGACUGUGUGUCCUCUGCCUCCUUGGCAGCUCCUGACAAGGGAGCAGCUGGGGGUCUGGGUGGCGGAGAAGAGGAGGGUCCCCCCUCCUGGCCCUCCUGGCCACCGGCCUUUCGUCCAGGCUGGCCUCUGUGUUCUCAGCAGUCCAGAGGCAGGUGACACCCAGGAAGCGGGGUUCUGUCUUCUGGGGGACACUGAUUCCUUGGUACCCAGAAGACCUGAACUUACUAAUGAUUACUGUCUUCGUUCUGUAUUCAGAGCCCAGAUGCUUUCAAUAUCAGUGAAAGGAUCAAUAAAUCCCCUUGCAGAUUUGCC
Messenger RNA from Ictidomys tridecemlineatus (thirteen-lined ground squirrel), 3467 nucleotides. The record is from RefSeq and is a predicted model, not a curated record. Lineage: Eukaryota; Metazoa; Chordata; Mammalia; Rodentia; Sciuridae.